AUGAAUGAAGAUACGAUAUUCAACGAUAAAGUGAAUGAAAAUACGAUAUUCAACGAUAAAGUGAAUGAAAAUACGAUAUUCAACGAUAAAGUGAAUGAAAAUACGAUAUUCAACGAUAAAGUGAAUGAAAAUACGGUAUUCAACGAUAAAGUGAAUGAAGAUACGAUAUUCAACGAUAAAGUGAAUGAAAAUACGAUAUUCAACGAUAAAGUGAAUGAAAAUACGAUAUUCAACGAUAAAGUGAAUGAAAAUACGACAUUCAACGAUAAAGUAAAUGAAAAUACGAUAUUCAACGAUAAAGUGAAUGAAAAUACGAUAUUCAACGAUAAAGUGAAUGAAAAUACGAUAUUCAACGAUAAAGUGAAUGAAAAUACGAUAUUCAACGAUAAAGUGAAUGAAAAUACGAUAUUCAACGAUAAAGUGAAUGAAGAUACGAUGUUCAACUAUAAAGUGAAUGAGAGAGAGAAGAAAGUGUUAUCUCUCGAAAGCACAAAUCUCCAAGGGCUGUGGUAA
Molecule: messenger RNA, 513 nt
Organism: Procambarus clarkii (red swamp crayfish)
Lineage: Eukaryota; Metazoa; Arthropoda; Malacostraca; Decapoda; Cambaridae
Product: probable basic-leucine zipper transcription factor S
Source: RefSeq, a predicted model, not a curated record